Molecule: messenger RNA, 7657 nt
Organism: Lates calcarifer (barramundi perch)
Lineage: Eukaryota; Metazoa; Chordata; Actinopteri; Centropomidae
Gene: thsd7aa
Product: thrombospondin, type I, domain containing 7Aa
Biological process (GO): actin cytoskeleton organization
Cellular component (GO): plasma membrane
Source: RefSeq, a predicted model, not a curated record
CGCUGCAUCAACCCGGCAUACAGCAGCAGCAGCAGGCUGGGCAUAGGGAUCUAUUGUUCCCUGUUUUAUUACUGCCAGACCUCAUUCUCUCUCAGUAAGGAGCCAGAAGAGAAAGAGGAAAGGCAAGAGGAAAGCGAGAGAAGACCUCAGCCCUGUGUGCCUGGGAUUACUUCUUCUUGGACGCACCGGUGUGGACAAAGCAGAAAACACAUACAAGUGCAGCUCUCUACCUCGUGGUCAGGCUUGCUUUCUUCCUCCUGACUGCAUUGGGAACUACAGACCUCACCGUGUGGUGGCCAUGGGGCUGGCCAGCAGAGCUGCAGGGACACUGGGGGUUUCAAGUGGGGCAUCGCUCACCUCUCUCUGGAGGUUAGCACUGCUCUUUCUGUCCAUCUGGGAGCUGGAUGCACAAACCGCAGUGGAGAAUAAACCUCUGUAUAUCUGGCAAACAGGUCCAUGGGGUCGUUGUAUGGGCAGUGAGUGUGGUCCUGGAGGCAGCCAGAGCAGGGCAGUAUGGUGCGCCCAUUCUGAAGGCUGGACCACCCUGCACACCAACUGCAAUCAGACAGAACGUCCAGACAACCAGCAAAGCUGCUUCAGAGUAUGUGACUGGCACAAAGAUCUGUAUGACUGGCAGCUGGGAGCCUGGAACCAAUGUGUCCCAGUGUCGAUGCGCAGUUCCGGGGUGCAGCGCCCUGCUGUGUGCACCCGGGGAGAGGAAGGCAUCCAGACCCGUGAGGUGGGCUGUGUCCAGAAGGCAAAUGGUGAGCCUACAGAGGAUGCGAUCUGUGAAUACUUUGAGCCUAAACCACGCCUAGAGCAGGCCUGUCUUAUCCCCUGUCCUCGGGACUGUGUGGUGUCUGAGUUCAGCCCGUGGACUCCCUGUUCUAAAACCUGUGGGAUGGGCUUACAGAACCGGAUCCGCUUCGUUCUGGCUCCGCCACUGUUCGGUGGGGCAGCCUGCCCAAACCUGACUGAGUUUCAGACAUGCCAGCCAGGGCUCUGUGAGGGAGAGGAGAGCCUCUACAGCCUCAGGGUGGGACCCUGGGGACCUUGCUCUGUCCCACUGCCAAGACAAGCCAGACAAGCUCCCAAACCCCUCAGAGAGAGUGACAAACCAUCCAGGGAAAGCGACAAACUCUCUAAAGAAGGUGACAAACAGUCCAGAGAGAGCGAAAAACCAUCCAGAGAGGUUGUCAAACAGUCUAGUGAGGGUGACAAGCAGUCAAACCGAGGGGACAAACAGCCAAAAGAAGGAGACAAAUGGUCCAAAGAGGGUAAUAAACUGUCCAGAGAUGUUCACAAACCAUCCAGACCCAACAGAAAAUUGAGUAGGGCAAACAGGAGACCAGACAGGCCUUCCCGACAAGCGGACAGACCCAAACGUCAGAAAAAGGCUAAAAACAAGGAGAAAAGGGAGAAAAUGAGGGAGAAAAUCAGAGAUAGGUUAAGGGAAAGGGGCAAGUCAAAGGAUCCUGAGACGAGAGAACUCAUCAAGAAGAAGAGGAACAGGAACCGUCAGAACCGGCCAGGAGGAAAGUUCUGGGACCUGCAGGUUGGCUAUCAGACCAGGGAAGUGUCAUGUGUCCAUAAGAGUGGGAAUGUUGAAGCUCUCAGCCUGUGCUCUCAGGAGACUUUGCCGGUGACCUUCCAGGCCUGUGUGAUGACCAAAGACUGUGAUGUGACUGAAUGGUCUGAAUGGUCAGCUUGCUCCAAGGAGUGUUAUGACCCCAAUGGACCCAAGGGCGAACGCACUCGCACCAGAAAAGUGAGCCAGUUCCCAAUCGGUGGAGGAGAAGAUUGCCCAAAGCUGGAGGAGAAGGAGCCCUGCAGCCCUCAGGGAGAUGGGGUGCCACCCUGCACUGUUUACAGGUGGAAGACCACAGAGUGGACGGAGUGCAGGGUGGAUGUGCUGCUCAGCCAACAGGACCGUCGGCGUGGAAACCAGACAGGGUUGUGUGGAGGUGGUAUUCAGACCCGGGAGGUCUACUGUGUCCAGUCCAACAUUGAUACACCACCCAACCUCAGCUCACUCAGGAGCAAAGAAGCAUUGCGACCAGUGGACAGUGAUCUGUGUCUGGGCAUCCCCCCAAACACCACCCAGCUCUGCCACAUUAACUGUCCUGUAGAAUGUGAAGUGUCUUCGUGGGGUGCCUGGGGACCCUGCACCUAUGAAAACUGUCAAGACCAGGCAGCCAAGAAAGGCUUCAAACUGAGGAAGAGGAAAAUUGUCAGUGAGCUAAUGGGCUGGACAGGGAACUGCCCCCACCUGGUGGAGGCAAUACCGUGUGAAGACCCCAGCUGCUAUGACUGGCUGGUGAUUAAACUGGAGGAAUGUGUCCCUGAUGAUGAGAAAUGUGGACCAGGAACCCAGAUCCCUCAAGUGCAGUGUAUCAACAGUGAUGGUAAAUAUGUGGAGAGGCAGCUCUGUCGUGAUGCCAUCCUGCCCAUGCCUGUUAUCUGCGAGGUGCCUUGCUCAAAGGACUGUGUCCUGAGCCCCUGGACACCCUGGUCUCUCUGCUCCCAUACCUGCUCUGGAAAAAACACAGAGGGCAAGCAGACCAGAGCUCGCUCCAUCCUUGCCUAUAAUGCAGGAGAAGGUGGGGUCCUCUGUCCCAACAUCAGUGCCCUGCAGGAGGUGAGGCACUGCAAUGACCAUCCCUGCACUGUGUACCAUUGGCAAACCAGCCCUUGGGGGCAGUGCAUAGAGGACUCCUCCAUUCCUGCCACCAACACAUCUGUGAGCCGAGCACAUGGUGACGAGGCCUCUUGCUCAGUGGGGAUGCAGACCCGUAAGGUCAUCUGUAUCCGGGUCAAUGUGGGCCAGGUUCCUCCCAAAAAGUGUCCAGAGAGUCUGCGCCCAGACACCGUCAGGCCAUGCUUGCUGCCAUGCAAGAGAGACUGUAUUGUCACCCAGUACAGCGACUGGAGCCCCUGCCCAUCAACAUGUCGAGCAGGUGGUAACACUAGGAAGAAGCAGUAUAGGAAACGUACUGUCAUCCAGUUACCAGCCAAUGGGGGGCAGGACUGUCCUGAAGUGCUGACCCAGGAGAGAGAGUGUGAGGCUCCAUCUGUCUGUCAAGGAUACCGAUGGAAAACUCACAAGUGGCGGAGAUGCCAGCUAGUUCCAUGGUCAGUUCGUCAGGACAGCCCUGGAGCUCAGGAGACAUGUGGGCCAGGCCUGCAGAUUCGAGCUGUUUCAUGUCGGAAGCAGGAUGGUGGGCAGGCAGACAUUGAAGCUUGUCUUAAGUUUGCCAGCUCCAUGCCGCCUCUCAUCCAGCCCUGCCAGCUGCCCUGCCAGGAAGACUGUCAACUCAGCAGCUGGUCCAAGUUCUCCUCCUGCACAGCUGAUUGCGUGGGUGUCAGGACUCGCAAGAGGAUGCUAGUGGGGAAAAGCAAAAAGCGUGACCAGUGUAAAAACAACCAGAUGUAUCCCCUGAGUGAGACACAGUACUGCCCAUGUAACAAAUACAAUGCCCAGCCUGUGGGCAACUGGUCAGACUGUAUCUUACCUGAGGGCAGCCGCAUGGAGGGUCAGCUGGGUAUGAAAGUCCAAGGUGACAUCAAGGAGUGUGGCCAAGGAUAUCGUUACCAGGCCAUGGUGUGCUAUGACCAAGACAACCGAAUGGUGGAGACCUCUCGCUGCAACAGCCACGGAUAUAUCGAGGAGGCUUGCAUCAUUCCCUGUCCAUCUGACUGCAAACUAAGUGAAUGGUCCAACUGGUCACGCUGCAGCAAGUCCUGUGGGAGUGGUGUCAAAGUUCGCUCCAAGUGGCUCAGAGAAAAGCCCUAUAACGGUGGGAGACCAUGUCCUAAACUGGACCAUGUCAAUCAGGUGUAUGAGGUGGUGCCUUGCCUCAGUGACUGUGGACAGUAUGUCUGGAUGGCAGAGCCCUGGAGUGUAUGGAAGGUCAGUCAUGUGGACCUGAAGGACAACUGUGGUGAAGGUGUUCAGACUAGGAAAGUCAGGUGUAUGCUGAACACUAUAGAUGGACCCUCUGAGCAAGUAGAGGACUACCUGUGUGACCCAGAGGAGAUGCCCCUCGGAGCCCGCAACAGCCAGCUGCCCUGCCCUGAGGACUGUGUGUUAUCAGACUGGGGACCCUGGAGCCCAUGUCCACUGCCAUGUAGUGGGAACAGUACCCGGGAGAGGAGUGCUUACCCCCUUCGUAAGCCUGGAGAGGAGAAGGAGUGUCCUCCGUCUACAGAGACAGAGGCCUGCAAACUCAACAGCAACUGCUUCCACUACUCCUAUAACAUCACUGAUUGGAGUACCUGUCAGCUGAGUGACAGAGCAGUUUGUGGAAAUGGCAUCAAAACCCGCAUGUUGGACUGUGUACGUAGCGACGGCAAAUCUGUUGACCUCAGGUUCUGCAAAGAGCUGGGCCUGGAGAGGAAGUGGCAGAUGAAUGCUUCUUGUGUAGUGGAGUGCCCAGUCAACUGCCAGCUGUCUGAAUGGUCACCAUGGUCUGAGUGCACUCACACCUGUGGGCUGGCAGGCAAGCUGUGGAGGAGACGGACAGUGAUCCAGGCUCCUCAGGGUGACGGGAGACCAUGUCCAUCCCAGAUGCAGCAGUGGAAGCCUUGUCUAGUGAAACCUUGCUACAGAUGGAGAUACAGCACCUGGUCUGAGUGCAGGUCUGAGGGGGCAAAGUGUGGGGAAGGCCUGCGCUUCAGGAACGUGUCAUGUUUUGUGUCAGAUGGUUCAGGUCAGCAGGACAGCAGCCUGGUGGAUGAUGAAUUAUGUGGAGACCUGGAGCCCUCAGUGGAUGGAGAUACACACAUUGUUCUUCAGGAACAAUGUACUGUACCCUGCCCAGGAGAGUGCUACCUGAAGGACUGGACUGUUUGGAGUGCAUGCCAGCUAAGCUGUGUGAGUGGGGAUGACCUGGGUUUCGGCUCAGUCCAGGUUCGAUCCAGAGCCGUGGUGGCCCAGGAUCCAGAGAACCUGCUGCAGUGUCCAGAACAGGAGCUAGAGGCACGGCCAUGCACAGAUGGACAGUGUUUUGAAUACAAGUGGAAGACUGGACCAUGGAGAGGUUCAUCUCGCCAAGUCUGGUGUCAGCGCUCAGAUGGACUAAAUGUCACAGGUGGUUGUCCGGCAACUGUCAAGCCGAUGGCUGACCGAUCCUGUGACCCGCCCUGCACCAAGCCACGUUCUCUCUGCACAGAGGUGGGUGUAUGUGGCUGUGAAGAGGGCUAUACUGAAGUGAUGACCUCUGAUGGCCUGCUGGACCAGUGUACUGUCAUCCCAGUGCUGGAGAUCCCUACUGUAGGUGACAACAAGGCUGAUGUCAAGACAAUCCGAGCCUUUAACCCCACCCAGCCUGCAGUCAGCACACCAAACAGGGUGGGACGCACAUGGUUCCUGCAGCCCUUUGGUCCAGAUGGGAAGCUGAAGACCUGGGUGUAUGGAGUAGCAGCAGGAGCUUUUGUUCUGCUCGUCUUUAUAAUCUCCAUGACAUAUUUAGCAUGCAAAAAGCCAAAGAAGCCACAGCGACGACAAAUGAACAACAGACUGAAGCCGCUGACUCUGGCCUAUGAUGGAGACGCCGAUAUGUAGAAGUCUUCCUGCUGACCACACUGACCUACAGACAUUCGUAGUACUACAGGGCACAUGGGGUUGCUAUGGAAACCCCUUGAUGUCAGGGCUGCCGUUGGGCAUUUUUCAACCAACAUGCAGACACCUUGGGAAGAUGAUUUUAAUGGAAAGAGAAACCUCAGAGAUCAAGACACUGAAUCCAUGUCCAUGAGCAGCCUUGAUGUUACUGUCCUCUUUUUUUGAUCUCCAUUUUGAUACUUUGUUUCACAAGAGCCUUCAUGAAUUCUUUAUCUUCUUUUGGAAGUCUGCCUUUGCUUCUCUGCCAUCUACUGCCAGUAACAUUCAAACCAUGGUUGUUGGAUAGGGUCAUCUAAAAACAUUAUGCUCUAAAAGCACAAAUCUUCAUUUGUCUUUUUGUUAUUUUUGUCACAGCUGAGUGGGGUAAUCUCUGUAUAACACUCAAUUCUCGGUCCCAUUCACAACAUUCAGAACCCUCAGUGUCAAUAUGGUCUUGGUCCAUCUCAUGAAAAAAACAUAAAACCAGAGAAAAAACUAUAAUGAAUCCCAGAGCCACCAUCACUUCUGCCUGCCUAUCCUUUCUCAGCUUUUCAGGCAUAAUUUUGCACUAUAUUAGUGCAGCAUGAUAUGUUCUUAUGUCUAGCUUCACCAUAGGAAACUGCCUCAAUACAAGAUGGUGUACAGUCUUGUCCUAGAAAUGUAAAAAAGUAGACUUUUUGCAAACAGAACUUACCAAUGUUUGUUAAUAUUUUUCUUCUAUUACCUCUUGUAUGUGAUAUGAUGGGACUCAAUGUAAAUACGAUUUUUUUGUGGUCUCAACUUUACCUUUCUAGUAUGUACAGCUACGUGUCCCAAGCUCUGCCUGAGUUAAUUUAUUCUCUGAUGAUUUUUUGACAGCUGAAUUUUUACUUUUGUAAAUGAUUGAUAAGCAUCACUGUCAUCGAUUCAGACAGCAUGAGAAACCUCUACCAUUGUCAAACUCUGUAGCUGUGACAUGGGGGGAAAAAAGAGGAAACAAACCUAAACAUGAAAGAUAAGUUAAUAUUGCAUCUUGACUCCCAAGUAUUUAGGUGGGUGAGGAUGAUUAGGGCCUGUGACAUUAAAGUUUGGAGAUGAAUCUAAGUAUACUCAAAGGUGGAGUCCAUCCAAACAUGUUCUUAUCAAAGACUUAUAACUAAGGGUUAGUAAAUUAGUAAAAUGUUUUGGUUUUUUUUUACUAUUAAUGAGGACAUUAGUUCAAACUUAUAAAGCCUUAAUGAAAGUUGACUGCUGUGACUUUUUCCCCCAAAACAUCCUCUAUACAAGUUUGGUUAUUUAUUUAUUUUGAAUUCACACAGGUAUUUGAGAUGUUCUGUCUUUACUAACUUACAUUGUGCUCAAAUCCAGUCUAAUGUUGUUUACUGUACCACACCAAGAAACUAUUCUGUGUAGAUUUUCCUGGAGGAGGUUUCUCCCCAUUCACAGCUAUAGAGAAACAGUCGAAAAAAACCUGAAGGACUCACUUCUGUCUUACAGGUUUUAUUCAUCCAUUCAUGUUUCAUGAGAUUCAUCUAAGUGAACUUAUGUCAUGUAUCCCAGAGAGACACUGUGGAUGAACAGUUGCUGUGGUCUCCCCGUUUUAAAAAGCUUUCAGCCCAAACUGUAUCACUCUGGGUGACUUUGGUAUUUCAUGAUUGUGUAAAAUCCUAUCCAGGAACUUUUCUACUGAUAAAAGUAUUAUAUAGGAAUGUACAUACAGUGCAGACUAACGCUACUGCCUGAUGUAAGCUAAAAGCCCAGUCACCCAAAGUUAACAGUGUUAUUAUUUGUUAGUACUGAGACAUCAUGUCAUUGCCAGAGAAUGACAGUUUAAUAAUCUGUGGAGUUUGUUGCUAGUAAAUUAACAGAAUGUUUAAUUUAUAUUUCUUGGAAUAUGAGUUGUAAAUAAAGUACAAAAUAUUUCUUUUUUUAAUUUAUUGUUCAUGUACCAUAUUAUGUUUCUUUUUUACUGAACAAGAUGUUAUGCAUAAUGAAAAAGAAGAAAAAAGUUGCAGAUGAACCUGCCCUUUUCCUACUCUUUGUUAAUAUGUAUUUGACUAAUUGCUAAUAAUAAACAAA